ACUCUGGAUCCUGGGAGGCAAGCGGCUUGUGAACUCAACUAUUCACAAGUGCAUCAUCUGUCGCAAACUUAGAGGAAGGAUGCAGGAACAACAGAUGGCAGAUUUGCCCGCAGAGCGCCUCACAACCUGCCCUCCCUUCACGUAUGUGGGCCUAGAUGUUUUCGGGCCCUUCCACGUCUCCGCCAGACGCACCAGAGGGACGCAACCUGAGAGCAAGUGCUGGGCCAUCCUAUUCUGCUGCAUGAGCUCCAGAGCAGUUCACAUCGAGGUGAUUACCUCAAUGGACACCUCAAGCUGCAUAAACGCGUUGAGGCGUUUCUUUGCCAUCAGAGGACCAGCCAAACAACUGAGGUCAGACUGCGGCACAAAUUUCAUUGGGGCCUGUAAAGAACUUGGGCUGAGUGCAGAUCAACCAGACAGCGCAGUGCAGAGAUACCUGCACCAACAAGGAUGCUCCUGGGUGUUUAACCCGCCCCAUGCUUCACACAUGGGGGGUUCAUGGGAGCGCCUCAUUGGGGUAGCCCGAAGAAUCCUGGAUUCGAUGCUCCGUGACCACAGCACUCGCCUUACUCACGAAGUUCUGUGUACUCUAAUGGCAGAAGUGACCGCAAUUCUGAAUGCAAGACCACUAGUUCCGGUGUCAAAUGAUCCAGAGAAUCCAUACAUCCUCACACCAUCGAUGUUGUUAACACAGAAAGCUGGUGCCCCACCACCCCCAGGUGACUUCACAGACAGGGACCUCCUCACUAAGCAGUGGAGACAAGUACAAGCCUUAUCCAACUUAUUCUGGAACCGUUGGAGACAAGCGUACCUGUCAACCCUACAAAGUCGCAAGAAAUGGACAAGGUCCCACCUGAACCUGCAAGACGGUGACAUCGUCCUCCUCAAAGACAACCAAGCUGCCCGCAACAACUGGCCUUUGGCAGUGGUCACAAAGGCUAUUCCUGGAACAGAUGGAAGAGUCCGUAAAGUGGAAUUAAGGACAGCAAACCAAGGACAAUCAAAGACUUACCUUAGACCAGUUACCGAAACUGUUUUGCUUCUCCGUAAGGACUGAUGCUUCAGAUGUGAUUCUUGUUUGAGUUUAAUGUUUAUUGUGGUGACCUCACAGUGGUCAGGCGGGGAGUGUGUCGCCAUUAGGGCUAUGUAUAUAGAGAAACUUUUAUAUUGACACUUUGAGAAAGAAUAGCACUUUUAUUUUGAUACCGUUUCCUGUAUUUUCUUUACCACUUCCUGCCUUGUCAUCAGUUACUUCACGUUCAGUUCCUGUCUACUGAAAUCGGUUUCUACUUCAAAGAAUUCCUCCGUGAACGAUGCUAGAAGCAAAGUCUUUUCACUCUGCCAUGUAAUGCUGGAUUCUUCAGAUAAACAACAGUGAAAUGUUAACUACAGAACAGACUCCUGGUUAUUGCAUCAGAGUUUAACUGGUUGGAUAGCUUCAGUUCAUACACUGCA
Engraulis encrasicolus (European anchovy) is the source of this 1455-nucleotide messenger RNA. RefSeq lists its product as uncharacterized. Gene Ontology annotation, molecular function: nucleic acid binding. Bases 80 to 1057 code for a protein of 325 amino acids. Gene Ontology annotation, biological process: DNA integration. Lineage: Eukaryota; Metazoa; Chordata; Actinopteri; Clupeiformes; Engraulidae. The transcript is spliced from 2 exons. The record is from RefSeq and is a predicted model, not a curated record.